Messenger RNA from Branchiostoma belcheri (Belcher's lancelet), 568 nucleotides. RefSeq lists its product as uncharacterized. The record is from RefSeq and is a predicted model, not a curated record. Gene Ontology annotation, cellular component: trans-Golgi network. NCBI's taxonomy places the organism in Eukaryota, Metazoa, Chordata, Leptocardii, Amphioxiformes, Branchiostomatidae. The transcript is spliced from 4 exons. Bases 17 to 523 code for a protein of 168 amino acids.
UGGAAGACCCACAGAAAUGGCGUUAUACGAAGUUGCACUGCUGCUGCUGCUUGUGUCGUGUGGUUUAAUGGUUACAAACACAGCAUCAGCCGCCACAUGUGACCAGACAGGGCCCUGUACGUGCCGUAUGAGUGACGGGACGGGAGAGAUAGACCUCAGCGCCCUGGCCUCUUCUGACAGCGCCCUACCAAAGUUUGAGAACGUGAACUCUGCCAGUGAUGACUACGUUUACUCCUACAACCCCUGUCAACCCUUCACACAGGGCACCUGCAAAGACGUCUCAGCAUGCCAGUAUGUGCCUCAGCUCAAGACAUACUUCCCACUGGGAACCCAAGACUCUGCCAAGUUUAUCCAGGAAGGACAAGACUUAACCCUCAGAUACUUCGCUGGACAAGGCUCCUCCAGGAGGGAGACUAAGGUGAAGCUUGUGUGCGAUCGUGGAGAGACCACCUUCACAGCAGAGGGGCAGGACCCGAAUGUCAUCAACCUUUAUGUAAGGCAACUUUUUUCUCUACAUUCUUAAAUAAACAUGUAAGGGCCACCCUACUCAUAGCCUUAAACCAUUAAC